Molecule: messenger RNA, 726 nt
Organism: Brassica rapa (field mustard)
Lineage: Eukaryota; Viridiplantae; Streptophyta; Magnoliopsida; Brassicales; Brassicaceae
Molecular function (GO): RNA-DNA hybrid ribonuclease activity; nucleic acid binding
Source: RefSeq, a predicted model, not a curated record
AUGGCGAGAUGCCCCCUGGUUAUAGGCUUUGACCCCAGAGGAAUAGUAGAUUUGGAAGCUCGAUGGACGUCCCUCUGCACCACCCCUUGUCUGCCCCCUACAGGAGUCGUCGCCAGCCACUUAUUUCCAUGGAUCCUCUGGGCGCUGUGGAAAGAACGUAAUAAAUUUGUCUUCAACGGUGCCUCGGCGGUCCCUGCAGCCUGCCUGACCGCAGCCAUUUCAGCAGCUAAGGAAUGGGAACAAGCUCUCAGCUCGGAAAAGAAACCCCCACCAAAGGCGUCCCUAGCUCCACAAGCCCAUCAUCCAGCCUCCACUUUUAUUGUACGAACAGACGCAGCAUGGCACAAGGAGGAGAGGAAGGCAGGCCUAGGGUGGACAGUGAAGGCUUCAUUUACUCCGGUGAUGUGCCACAAGAGACCAAUUCACCAUGUCUCCUCAGCACUGUUGGCUGAAGGCUUAGCGGCCAGAGAAGCUUUACUCUUUUGCAGAGAUCGGGGCAUGGAUCGCAUUCAUCUUGAAUCGGAUUCCUCCCAGCUCAUUAAAGCCAUACAGCAAGAAGAGCCUGUAAUAGAAAUCCAUGGAGUUCUCGCAGACAUUCUCCAUCUUACCAAGUCGCUCUUUGUUUCUUUUUCUUGCUCUUGGAUCCCUAGGAAUCUUAAUCUUGUGGCUGAUUCCUUGUCUAAGGAAGGCCUUUGUAUGGAUGAGGACGUUAUUGCCUCCACCUAA